CGAAAAUAGAACGCUCCUUCCCCCCUUUCGUACCCCCCCAAAAACACGAAAAUGCUUCCAGGGUGUCGUGUGCAAACCGAGUUUAUAGACAAACACCGCGAUUGCUCGGGCUCCACAUUCGAUUUGGUGGUUGUACAGUGAGGACAACUCUGGGCCUUAAUACACAAAUCCGCCACGUUCUAAAAACGAUUCCGAUCAAGACCGAUUUUUAUCGAACCAAACAAAAUGCCUUUCAAACCCGCCGACCAUCCGAAAUGUCCCAAAUGCGGCAAGUCCGUCUACGCCGCUGAAGAGAAAGUAGCCGGUGGCUACAAAUUCCACAAGACCUGCUUCAAAUGUGGAAUGUGCAACAAAAUGCUCGAUUCGACCAACGUCACCGAACACGAGUCGGAGCUCUACUGCAAAAACUGCCACGCCCGCAAAUACGGCCCCAAAGGAUACGGUUUCGGAGGCGGCGCCGGUUGCUUGAGCAUGGACGACGGUGCCCAGUUCAAAGCCGACCCCGACUCCGUCACCAGUCGCGCCCCCCUGCUCGCCAAAGCCAUCGCCAAGGCCCCCGAGGGCGAGGGAUGUCCCCGAUGUGGAGGCUACGUCUACGCCGCCGAGCAAAUGCUCGCCCGCGGAAGGGCCUUCCACAAAACUUGCUUCAAAUGCGCCGACUGUAACAAGGGACUGGAUUCCUAUAACGUAACCGAAGGUCCUGACAAGGAUAUUUACUGUAAAGUUUGUUACGGAAAACGGUUCGGACCUAAAGGAUACGGAUACGGUCAAGGUGGCGGGACCCUCCAGAGCGACUGUUUCGCCGUCAGCGAUCAAGCGCCGAAGACGACGGUCAUCGACACCGCCACCAUCAAAGCGAAACCGGGCCAGGGCUGCCCCAGAUGCGGCGGCGUCGUCUUCGCCGCCGAAGAGGUCCUCGCCAAGGGCCGCCCGUGGCAUCGUAAAUGCUUCAAGUGCAAGGAUUGCACCAAGACGUUGGACUCGAUCAACGCCUGCGACGGGCCCGAUCGCGACGUCUACUGCAAGACCUGCUACGGCAAGAAGUGGGGCCCUCACGGGUACGGCUUCGCCUGCGGAUCCGGCUUCCUCCAGACCGACGGACUGACGGAGGAUGAAAUAUCAGCAAGUAGACCCUUCUAUAAUCCCGAUACGACCUCCAUCAAAGCCCCGCCUGGUCAAGGUUGCCCCAGGUGCGGUGGAAUGGUCUUCGCCGCUGAACAACAACUAGCCAAAGGAACGAUGUGGCACAAGAAAUGCUUCAACUGCGCCGAAUGCCACCGACCGUUGGACUCGGUGCUGGCCUGCGACGGCCCCGACAAGGAGAUCCACUGUCGCGCCUGCUACGGCAAACUCUUCGGCCCCAAAGGCUUCGGUUUCGGGCACGCCCCGACGCUGGUGUGCGCCGACGGCGCCGCGGCGCCCGCCGUCCACGAUUCGCAGCCCAACAGCCUCCCCAAAGCAGCCCCAGGCAGAGGUUGCAGGAGAUGCGGCUACGCGGUGUUCGCUGCCGAGCAGAUGAUCAGCAAGCACGGGAUGUGGCACAAGAGGUGCUUCAGCUGCGCGGAUUGCAACCGCUCGUUGGACUCGACCAUCCUCAACGACGGGCCCAACGGGGAGAUCUACUGCAGAGGUUGCUACGGCAGGAAUUUCGGGCCGAAGGGCGUCGGUUUCGGCAUGGGCGCCGGGACGCUGACGAUGGCUUGAGGCGAAGCCUCUUAAAGAUUCUUAAUCAAUGCGAGGUAUGGGGCGAGCGGAUUUUUGGGGAUCUUGCAGAAGAUGUCGAUGGUUUUAAUUGUAAGAUUCUUGGUGUAUGAUGAUAUGGGAAUUGGUUAAGUGGGUUUAUUUUGCGUUGUAUUAAUAUUUAUGCUUUGGAGCGCAUUUUUCGACUUAAUAUUUUUGUUUUUUUUUUGAGAUAUAUAUCGAUUUUUAUUCCAUUUUUUU
This is a messenger RNA of Phyllotreta striolata, 1941 nucleotides long. NCBI's taxonomy places the organism in Eukaryota, Metazoa, Arthropoda, Insecta, Coleoptera, Chrysomelidae. The record is from the annotation of a GenBank genome assembly.